AUGGUUCAUACAUGUAUGAACGUUGAAGAAUCAGGAUGCCUUUUCUGCCUAUAUGAAGACGAUGAACAAAAAUUGGCUAAACUGAGAAAAAUACAAAGUUUCAUUCAUGGAUGGUUACGUCGCAGAAAAUGGAAACAGGUUGUUGAACAGUAUAUUAAAAGCCCCUUUUCUGAAGGGCUCAGAAAAAGGUACACUUGUGUAUUAGAAUUUCUUGAAGGCGAAAAACAAUAUGUUCAACAAAUAGCAGUAUUGAUAACUUGCUUUUCAAGACCAUUGAAAAUGGCUGCUUCUUCAAAGAAACCUUCGUGCACUCUCGAUGAUGUCAAUUCAAUUUGUUUGAAUAGCGAGGCUCUUCUUUUGUUGCAUCAGAUUUUUCUGGAAGGUUUAACUGCUAGAUUAGAGAGUAGUCCUCCAUUGGUUUUAGGUGAUUUAUUAUUGACCAUGCUUCUUCCUAAGUUAAAUAUUUACCAGGAAUAUGUCCGGAACCAUCACUAUUCCUUACAAGUACUAACUGAAUGUUGCGACAUUUUAUUAGACGUCGAGCAAACUUUUGUAAGGAAAGGUGAUUUAAUACAAAUUUUGAUUGAAAAGCCGAAAGAAAGAGUCACCUUUAAAAAAUUUGAAUCAUUUCGUCGAUCAGAUAAAGACGUUGCGAGAGAGUGCUUUUUGUUUAGUUACCAUUUGAUUGUCACUACCAGGGGCAGCGAUGGAAAGUUGCAUCUAGAGCCAAAUGUUGGAAAAAUACCCAUGAGUGAGGCUAGUUUAAUUGAAGAGCCAAAUGAAGAGUCCACCCUUGAAAGACCAUGCGAAUCUGCUUCCUCGGUGACAACUGAACAAGAUACUUCUUACCAGGGUCGAGAUUUUAAAGUUGUUCUAAGCAGCAAAAAUUUGGUGACCCCCGUGGUAAUUCACUUUGUGGCUCCUACAUUAAGCGACAAAGCAGCAUGGAUUUCUGAUUUAGCUAAUUGCAUGAAUAAUGCUCAAUUUAGAGAAAUUUUUAAGCCGUUGAUGGCGAAUACUAGCUCAAUUAAUCUUCCUUAA
Ceutorhynchus assimilis (cabbage seed weevil) is the source of this 1041-nucleotide messenger RNA. The record is from the annotation of a GenBank genome assembly. Lineage: Eukaryota; Metazoa; Arthropoda; Insecta; Coleoptera; Curculionidae.